GUUGCGGGUUCGGGGCGCAUCGUGCUACUGCACGGCUUGCCGAGCAGGCUGCUACGAUGACUGCAUGGUUGCGAAGGUGUACCCCGACUUGGUUGGCAAGGUGAUGGAGAAGUCGGGAAAGGAGAAGGUUGGGAGACGCACGCUUGGGCCUCAAUUGACCGGCGGUAUUGUUCCGGUGAUUCCUUCGGACGAGUCUCCAGUGGCGCCUACUCCCAACCCCAUGCCUAGUCCGACGCUUGACGAGAGCAUGGGGGAGAAGGAAGAUGGGGAGGAGGAGAUGGAGGAGGAGAGGGAGGAGGAAGAGGACGAAGAGGAAGAGGAGGAGGAGGAGGAUGGGGAGGAGGAGGAAGAGGAGAGGGAGGAAGAGGAGAAGGAGGAAGAGAGAUACGAGAGCUCAAGGGGGCCCGUACGCGUUGCGAAGAGGAGGUUCUCGGAGUUGGGCUAG
Ectocarpus sp. CCAP 1310/34 is the source of this 445-nucleotide messenger RNA. NCBI's taxonomy places the organism in Eukaryota, Phaeophyceae, Ectocarpales, Ectocarpaceae. The record is from the annotation of a GenBank genome assembly.